Molecule: messenger RNA, 576 nt
Organism: Cannabis sativa
Lineage: Eukaryota; Viridiplantae; Streptophyta; Magnoliopsida; Rosales; Cannabaceae
Exons: 1
Coding region: 1-576 (191 amino acids)
Source: RefSeq, a predicted model, not a curated record
AUGUGGUACUACUUCUUUAGCCUUCUUUGCCUUGUUACUCAUCACAACCACAAUAGCCUUUCAAUCACUUAUUCUUUGCUCGGCUCGUGUAAUAAUCACCCCGCAACAACUACUAUUACUAUCUCGACUCAUCAUCACCACCACCAUCAUCACCACAAUGGUGGUGGUGAUGAUGACAGUGAUCAAACAGCUCUAAUAAAGCCGAAUGAUGUAAACAUCGCAGGAGAAAUCUCAAAUAUACUGCCACCUAUGCCAUUUCAACCACCUAUGCCGCCUAUGCCGCCUAUACCACCUAUGCCUCCGAUCCCACCGAUUCCAGCAAUCCCACCAAUACCUCCGGUGAUGUCAUUGCCGCAAUCACCAAUUGUUAUUGGAACCAGAAUUGGUUUCGAUGGUACCACCAUUGAGGGUGGUGCCACCAUAGAGGGCGGUAAUGACUAUGCUCCUCCUCAGGGUGGUAACGGCUAUGUUCCUCCUCAGGGUGGUGUCACCAUAUGGGGCGGUAGCGGUAAUGGCUAUGCUCCUCCUCAAGGUGGCGCUACCAUAUGGGGCGGUAACGGCUAUGCUCCUCCUUAA